AUGUUUACCCUUACUGAGGUUUCCUCUCUUUAUGAUGCACAGACAACAUUCAGAAUCCUAAAACCCUGGUGGGAUGUCUUCAAAUACUAUAUAGCUCGAGUUAUGCUGAUGCUGGCCAUCUUUGUAGGAGCUAUGCAGUUAAGUAAAGAUCAAGUAUUGUGCUUACCUGAGACCGAGUCAUUGACAGAAACAAAAAUGCAGACCAUUCACUCCAGUCAGUACUAUUCAGCAGACGACACUACAACUAGUUCUGGAAGUAGAGUUUCUUUGGUAAAUUCUCUUACUGAGCAAAGAGAAUCACUAAGUAGUUCUAAUACACAAGAAUAUACAACAAUCACAUCAGAAGUGGAAAACAGUGGAAAAAAUAAUCAAAAGGGGCACAAAACAUACUUAGACUAUCAACAAUAUGUAUUUAUUAAUCAGAUGUGCUACCAUGUAGCUCUGCCCUGGUAUUCAAAGUAUUUUCCUUAUCUUGCUCUUAUACACACAAUUAUCCUCAUGGUUAGCAGCAAUUUUUGGUUCAAGUAUCCUAAAACAUGUUCCAAAAUUGAACAUUUUGUCUCCAUAUUAGGAAAAUGCUUUGAAUCCCCUUGGACCACCAAAGCAUUGUCUGAAACAGCAAAGGAAGAGACUGCAAAAAGAAAGCAAAGAACAAAUGGUGCACUAUCAAUACACAAGAAUAUUUCAGCAGACAGAAAGAAAGGUAGUCCUAUGACCUCUAUGUUAAACAAUAAAUCAGGAUCGAUACCUUCAGCUGAAAAAUCUGCUGCUGAGGUUCCUCCUGUGACUAUUUUGGAUAAAAAAGACAGAGAGCAGGCAAAAGCACUUUUUGAAAAAGUAAGAAAAUUCCGUUCUCAUGUAGAAGACAGCAAUUUGAUUUAUAAACUUUAUGUUGUCCAAACAAUUGUAAAGACUCUAACAUUCAUUUGGAUUCUGUGCUAUACUUUGACCUUUGCAACAUCAAUUACAUUUGUACACAGAUGCACCCCAGCAGUAAAGCAUUUAACAGGCUAUGCAGUAUUUUUUUGUACACACAAUAUGGCUUUUAUGCUGAUAAAAUUGCUGAUCAGCUACAUUGCCUUUAGUUGCAUUUAUGGCAUUGUGUGCCUUUAUACGCUGUUUUGGUUAUUUUGGAGACCAUUGCAGAAGUACUCGUAUAAGAAAGCCAGAGAAGAAGCAAGCUUGAGUGACAUUCCAGAUGUCAAAAAUGAUUUUGCAUUUCUUUUGCAUAUGGUGGACCAGUAUGAUCAACUGUAUUCCAAAAGGUUUGGUAUCUUUUUGUCAGAGGUUAGUGAAAGCAAGCUUCAGGAGUUUAACUUAAAUGAUGAGUGGACACUUGAAAAACUUUCUCAGCAUGUCAUAACCAAUGCUCAGAAUAAGAAAGAACUCCAUCUGUCCAAGCUGUCUGGUAUACCUGUUGCAGUAUUUGACCUGACUGAUCUGGAGGUAUUAAAGCUUGACUCAAUAACUGAAGCAAAAAUAAAACCUAAAAUCCAAGAGAUGAUCAGUCUGCUGGAACUGCAUCUGUACUAUUGUCAAACAAUUGUCGAAGAUACUGCUUUGAAUUUCCUUUGCGAUCACCUGAAAUGUCUUCAUUUAAAGUUCAUUGAUGAAAGAAAUAUACCUAGUUGGACUUACUCACUCAGAAAUCUUCAGGAACUUCAUUUGAUUCAUGAUCUAAGUGCUAAAACCAAAAUGAUAGCACCUGGGUCUCUCAAGGAGUUGAGCCAGCUUAAAUCUCUUUAUAUUAUGAGUAACCUCUCUAAGCUUCCAGCAAGUAUUGCUGAUGUGUCAAGUUAUCUUACCAAACUUGUGGUUCAAAAUGAUGGAACAAAGCUUGUAACUUUAAACAUUCUGAAGAAGAUGACAAAUAUAGCAGAAUUAGAGCUACAGAACUGUGAAUUAGAAAGAAUUCCACAUGCUAUUUUCAGUCUGACGAAUCUACAAGAUCUAGACUUAAAAUCAAACAAUAUUCAAACAAUUAAUGAGAUUGUUAGUUUUCAGCAUUUACACCAACUAACUAGUUUGAAGUUGUGGUAUAAUGAGAUUACCCAAAUUCCGUCAACAAUCUAUCAUUUAAAAAAGUUAGAAAAGCUUUAUCUUAACAACAACAAACUAGAAAUUUUACCUGCAGCACUUUUUAAGUUGCGUCACUUGAAAUACUUGGAUGUUAGUUAUAAUUCCUUAAAAGUCAUUCCACCUGAUGUUGGGCAUCUUCAGAAUUUGCAAUACUUUGCUGUUACGGGGAAUAAGUUGCAACAGUUGCCUUCAGAGUUGUUCAGAUGUACUAAAUUAAGAUCUCUAAAUUUAGGUCUUAACCGUAUUACUUCACUUUCAGAAAAAAUUGGCAACUUGGUGCAACUGACAUAUCUUGACCUUAAAGAAAACUGUCUGGAUCGCCUUCCAUCACAGCUUGGUCAGUGCCACCUCUUGAAAAGAAGUAGCUUAAUUGUGGAAGAUCAUUUGUUUGCAGCAUUACCUUCAGAAAUUAAAGAUGUUUUGGAUUGUGAGUCAGAUACCACUACAUUUGUAAAUGGAACUUGAGAACUCAAGAUCAUGACUUUUAGUGCUACUAAAUGACCUGGAUUUGUUGAAAUGAACAAGGACCGUUACAGUGAAUAUCACAAGCUUUAGAAUGUAACCAGCUUUUUUACCGUUGACAGCAAAACACAGAUUUUUGUUUGCAGACUGGGUUCACCAAAAUGGUGCCUCAUUUCAUCCUGAAAAGAAUAUUUCAGCAAACAGAAAUAAA
Molecule: messenger RNA, 2752 nt
Organism: Protopterus annectens (West African lungfish)
Lineage: Eukaryota; Metazoa; Chordata; Ceratodontiformes; Protopteridae
Gene: LRRC8D
Product: leucine rich repeat containing 8 VRAC subunit D
Exons: 1
Coding region: 1-2544 (847 amino acids)
Molecular function (GO): protein binding
Source: RefSeq, a predicted model, not a curated record